Messenger RNA from Thunnus maccoyii (southern bluefin tuna), 2518 nucleotides. RefSeq names its product Kruppel-like factor 17 (gene klf17). The transcript has 4 exons. Gene Ontology annotation, biological process: regulation of transcription by RNA polymerase II. The coding region runs from base 208 to 1593 and encodes 461 amino acids. The record is from RefSeq and is a predicted model, not a curated record. NCBI's taxonomy places the organism in Eukaryota, Metazoa, Chordata, Actinopteri, Scombriformes, Scombridae. Gene Ontology annotation, molecular function: RNA polymerase II cis-regulatory region sequence-specific DNA binding; DNA-binding transcription factor activity, RNA polymerase II-specific.
UUGACUUUUGCCAGGUUUAGUGUCGCCCCCUAUAAUUGCCUCAAGGGAAAUGUUAAGUUUCCCAUGAGAGAGACAUAAGAUGACUGUUGCACUGUAGGUGCACCUUUACAUUUCACUAGUCUCACUGAAACUGUGAGGAUGAAAACGCGGUGAGAAAAAGAUGGCAUUUAAUUAACAACCUUCUGGAAAAGUUUGAAAACGGUCAUCAUGGCUGUGGCUGAAGCAGUGAUGCCUGCCAUGACAUCGUUUCCAAGUUUUCAAGCUAUGGAAGGAAAUCAGUUUGACAAUCCGUGCAAGGUGGAUGAGUGUGGAAGGGAGAGCGCAACAGGUGGCGCAGACAACCCGCUCAUCGAAGUGGAGUUUAGCAUUGUACAGUCGCCUGCUUUACCUCCCAAAGACGAAGACGAGCUGGGGAAAUUCUUAGACCUCGAGUUCAUUUUGUCAAACACCAUCACUUCCGAUGUUGUAAGCAGCAGCAACAACAACGGCAACAUUUCUCCCCCGCAGCAGCAGUGCGUAUAUUCUCUGCCGGAGUCCCCGGAGAGCUGCAGCGGCAGCUCAGUUCCAGACUGCAGCGAUCACCCCCCUUCUCAUCUGGCCGUGCAGAGCUACCACGGCACGGUUGGCUUCACGGGUUCGAGCCCCGUGCGCAGUCUGAUGGCGGAGCUUCUCACGCCUGAGAUUAGCUACCCGGGGGAGAGUUCUCCGGACAACGCAGGCAAGAUGAGAGACGCGCGGGAAUACACCGAACUGCGAGCAUUAAAUCCGGUCACCAUUCCAGCUGUUCCCGUUCAUCACGAAGUGGCCACAUCUCCUCCAUCGCUUGGAUACAAAAUCAAAACCGAGCCUGUUGGUCAGUCUUGUAUGAUGGCUGCCGCUGGUGGAGACUUUAUGGGACAGAUGUAUGAAAAACAUCAGAUGCGCUCCGUGCAUCCGGCAGCUUUUACGCACCACCAGGCUGCAGUUCCAGGUGCAUUGCCGGGGUUCGGUGCGCACUCCAUGCAGCGCCCUGCGCCUCAGGGACGCACGGAGUGCCACUUGGCGCAACUUAGCUCGCAUCCCCAUCAUCCUAAUCAGCACCAUCUCCAAAGCCACUACAUGAACGCACCCUACCCUCCACAGUACGCACACCAGGGUGUGCCUCAGUUUCAAGGACAAUACAACUUGCACAGAGAGGCAAUGCGCGUUCACCAGCAGCACCAUCCAACUUCGAUACAGGGGAUGAUGCUCACUCCUCCGUCGUCGCCAUCCUUGCUGGAGUUUUACGGGCACGAUGAAGUGGGGAGCACCAAGCAGAAGCGAGGCCGCAGGUCGUGGGCCAGAAAACGCGCCGCGACGCACAACUGCGAGUUCCCUGGUUGUGGGAAAACCUACACCAAGAGCUCCCACCUUAAAGCACACAUGAGGACACAUACAGGUGAAAAGCCCUACCACUGUAACUGGGAAGGCUGCGGCUGGAAGUUCGCCAGGUCAGACGAGCUGACCCGUCACUUCCGAAAGCACACUGGACACCGGCCUUUUCAGUGUCACCUCUGUGAGCGAGCUUUCUCCCGCUCAGAUCACCUGGCUCUCCACAUGAAGAGGCACAUGUAAGCCACUCCGAACUUGUAGAGACUUUUGUAUCCGAGGUCAUCCCGGGGUCAUGGCCGGAACAUGAGGCGCGAGUUGGCCUUUCACCAUUUAACAUUUCUGCAUCUGGCCCAAACCAGCAGGACUCUUAGUAUAUGUGCCUCGAGAUUUUAAAGCAAGCUUCUCAUACUUCAUGGCAUUUGAUCCCCUGAGGUACCAAAAUGUAUUCAUAUAUGAACAAAAGUACAUCAUGUACCACAAAGUUAAGUGCCUCUCCAUUAGAAAAAAACGGAUGAAUGCAGGUGUUAUUGUACAUACUUGUGCAUAUAUGAACUUUGGCUAAAUUAUAGUAGUUUAGUAUUUAAGUCAUUUUCUCAUCCUGUCUUUUAAAUAAGUUAUUAACUGUUAGUGAGUGCCUUAACAUGACUGCUAUUGACUUCCUUAAGGGGAAAACUCACUGUGGGCAGGACCCAGGAUUUUGUACAUAAUUUGUACAUUUGUAUUUUUUAUGUUUACAUCUAAUAUCUUUGAUACUACUCAAAUCAGGUCAGGGUUUUUAUUGACAAUUUUUUAUUCUAUUUUCUCAUGGUUGUGUACACAAAAGAUGUCAUAGAUUUGCUAAGCAUUGCUGGCUAGGCCUACAUGCAGACAUUUUUCUUAGUUUUGUGAAGGUUUGCUUGAACAAUGCUAACAAAUUCAGGUACUAAAAGUCAUUUUCAGCCCCAAAGUAUGAGGUGUGGUUUCAAUUCACCUUCACUUCACUUAAUUCAGAUGUCAUUCACACAAGUCAGUGUUUUGUAGGUUGAAUGUGUUUUGUUAUGGAAAACAAGAAUGAAGAAAUCCAAGGCAACCAAUGGUUGAAAUGCUGUACUUGAAACUGAACUGCCACUCAGAUGUAUAAUUCUCCAACAAUGCAAUUGUUUUUUGUGCUUAAGGCCUCAAAAAUAAA